Labrus bergylta (ballan wrasse) is the source of this 1210-nucleotide messenger RNA. RefSeq names its product small integral membrane protein 7 (gene smim7). The record is from RefSeq and is a predicted model, not a curated record. Lineage: Eukaryota; Metazoa; Chordata; Actinopteri; Labriformes; Labridae.
UGAAACCCGCGGUUGCUAUUGGUCACUUUCUUGUAAUGCGUGGACGUACACGGAAGCGAGUCUCUGUGACGUGAUGUGGACAAAAUGAUCGGAGACCUAUUGAUAUUUGGGACCUUACUGGUGAAUGCAGGAGCUGUGCUGAAUUUCAAGCUCAAAAGGAAGGAGUCUCAAGGAUUUGGAGAUGAGUCGAGAGCACCGACAACAGGUGACAACAUCAGAGAGUUUCUGCUCAGCCUGCGGUACUUCCGGAUCUUCAUCGCCCUGUGGAACAUCUUCAUGAUGUUCUGCAUGAUCCUAUUAUUUGGAUCAUGAUCAACACCCGUGGGAUGGAUGACGUCUAUCAGAAUGCUGACAACAUGGAUGACUACUUGUUUAUUAGUUGCUCUUUUGGCCCCUUAAAACUGUAAUUAUGCUCCAUUUACCUUAAGAUCCCAAAGCGUAAAGCUACUUCUGUUUGAACAGGUAUUUAGGAAUUACUGGAUAUAUUGUUUCCUACAGAAGUUGUUACUUUUUGACCCUUCUUGUUAGAGCUGUUACUGUAUCAGUCCCCCCCACCUCUGAUGUACAUGUGUUGUCUCCUGUCCUUGUAUAUGCUUGCAAAUCACGGCAUGUUACCUCUAGAACAGUGGUUCCCAAUAUUAUAUAUAUAUAUAUGGUUCCAGGGCCCACAUAUUAAAAAAAAUAAAUGAAUUCAUUGAUUAAAAUCCCAACAGGAAUGGCCUACACACACUUGUUUUUACCAAAAUGAUUUAGUAAAAACUAUCUGUGUGUUAUCAACAUUUUUGGUAGUGCAGAUCUAACACCCUUCUGAUAACAUAACAGACAAAGCUUCUUGCCUCCUCUCUCUCCUGAGAUCUCUGACCCCGAUCGGGAUCAAAGCUCUUGCCUAUCAGUUUACAAAUUCGACACACACCAGGUUUGAAAAUGCUGUCAGAGUUCAAAUGGAUUCAACAAGAUCCUUCAAAAUGUCCACUCUCACUUAAAGAAGUCUGGAUUUCCUCUGUCAGUGAUAAGUGACAAAAACAUUUCCCAUUUACCCAUCAUCUGUGAUGCAUUGCAUUGUCAAUACAGACCAUUUUAAUGCAGCCCCUCAGAUAUAAAACAAAUUCCAUGUUGCUGAGCUCUGAGGCAUGUGCUGUAUGUAAAUGUAUAUGCACUGUUAUGUAAAUGUUUCUUUAUUAACAAUAAAAAAAAAAGUUUUCUUAUCUAA